Molecule: messenger RNA, 1273 nt
Organism: Frankliniella occidentalis (western flower thrips)
Lineage: Eukaryota; Metazoa; Arthropoda; Insecta; Thysanoptera; Thripidae
Product: zinc finger protein 470-like
Exons: 1
Biological process (GO): regulation of transcription by RNA polymerase II
Molecular function (GO): RNA polymerase II cis-regulatory region sequence-specific DNA binding; DNA-binding transcription factor activity, RNA polymerase II-specific
Source: RefSeq, a predicted model, not a curated record
AUGUCUACCGAACCUGACGACCAACGGAGACACCUGCGAUCCCAAACUACAGAGAAACCACUCGAGUGCACUGUUUGCAACAAGGCUUUCAAGGAUUCAGCACACCUGCGGACUCAUGUGCGCAACCAUUUAAGAGAGAAGCUGUUCGAGUGCACCGUUUGCAGCAAGACUUUUACUACAUCUGGAGCUCUGCGGGUACAUGUGCGAACGCACACAGGAGAGAGGCCAUUCCAGUGUGCCUUGUGCAGGAAAAAGUUUACGCAGUCUGGAAGCCUGCGGAGGCACCUGCUAGUUCACAGAGGAGAGAAGCCAUUCGAAUGCGCCGUGUGCUGUAAAUGUUUCACUGAAUCCAGAGGCCUGCGAAUUCAUAUGCGAACUCACACAGGAGAGAAGCCAUACGAGUGCCCCGUGUGCAGCAAGACUUUUAUUACAUCUGGAAUCAUGCGCGAACAUGAGCGAACGCACUCAGGAGAGAAGCCACACGAGUGCACCGUGUGCAACAAAAAAUUUACUGAAAGUAGAAGUCUGCGAAUACACCUGCGAGUUCACACAGGAGAGAAGGAAUUCGAGUGUGCGAUGUGCAGCAAGACUUUUACUACAUCCGGAAGCCUGCGAAUACACCUGCGAACUCACACAGGAGAGAAGCCAUUCAAAUGCAUAAUUUGCAGCAAGACUUUCUUCCAAUCUGGCCACCUGCGAUCACAUCAGCGAACUCACACGGAAGAGAAGCCGUACGAGUGCGCGGUUUGCAGGAAAACCUUUUCUGCAGCUGAAAACCUGCGGGAACAUGAGCGAACGCACACAGGAGAGAAGCCAUACGAGUGCGCGCUCUGCAGCAAGACUUUCACCCAAUCUCAAAGCCUGCGGAGGCAUAUGCGAACUCACACAGGAGAGAAGGCAUACGAGUGCGCCGUGUGCGACAAAACUUUUAGUGCACCUAAACGCUUGCAAAUACAUAUGCGAGUUCACACAGGACAGAAGCCAUUCGAGUGCAGCGUCUGCAACACGGCUUUUGCUGGAUCUGGAAGCCUGCGAAUACACCUGCAAACUCACACAGGAGAGAAGCCAUUCGUGUGCAUUAUUUGCAGCAAGACUUUUACUACAUCUGGACACAUGCGGCUUCAUCUUCGAACUCACACAGGAGAGAGGCCAUACGAGUGCGCGCUCUGCAGCAAGACUUUCACCCUAUCUCAAAGCCUGCGGGAACAUGAGCGAACGCACACAGGAGAGAAGCCAUACGAGUGCCCCGUGUGCAGGAAGACUUUCGCCCAAU